This is a messenger RNA of Nomia melanderi (Alkali bee), 627 nucleotides long. RefSeq names its product ER membrane protein complex subunit 6 (gene EMC6). Lineage: Eukaryota; Metazoa; Arthropoda; Insecta; Hymenoptera; Halictidae. Gene Ontology annotation, biological process: protein folding in endoplasmic reticulum; autophagosome assembly. The record is from RefSeq and is a predicted model, not a curated record. Gene Ontology annotation, cellular component: endoplasmic reticulum; EMC complex; membrane.
AUAACAGUUCUUUUACAUAUAACAAUUUCGAAAUACGACAUUUAAAAUGUUAUAAUUUUAGUUCUACAUAGAUGGCACGUUGCAACGUGUCCUGAGAGAAGCAGCCGACAAAACACAGUCACUAUAUGUACAUAAUCAUUAACGAAUGUUUUGUUAGGUUACAUUAUACAAAUUGUACGUUUAUACUGUCAAAAAUACGAUAAUGUUGGGGAAAAUUAAAACAAAGCAAGAAAAAGGAGAAAUUAUUGCAUACAGUGAAGCAGCCGUUGUAAAUAAUGCUGCUGUUGUGGAGUAUUGUAGGAUAUCAAUGGCAGCUUUGUCGGGUGGUACAGCUGGUUUAUUAGGGUUAACAGGUCUAUAUGGUUUUGGAUUCUACAUUUUUGCAGUAUUUGGAUUAUGGGCAAUGUUACUGCUAAAAGCAGGAGGUCAAUGGAAGAAAUAUUUUAUAAGCAGACGAAAUCUUUUAACAAGUGGAUUUUUUGGAGGCCUAUUUACGUACGUAUUAUUCUGGACAUUUUUAUAUGGUAUGGUACAUGUCUACUGAUCCAAAGGAUAAUUAGUUUUAAGAAUUUAUGUUUUUUUAACUACAUAGGUGCAUUGUUGGUUAAUUAAAUAUAUCACAAGCAA